Messenger RNA from Sporothrix schenckii 1099-18, 2505 nucleotides. Its product is annotated as ATP-dependent RNA helicase DDX24/MAK5. Gene Ontology annotation, cellular component: nucleolus. NCBI's taxonomy places the organism in Eukaryota, Fungi, Ascomycota, Sordariomycetes, Ophiostomatales, Ophiostomataceae. The record is from RefSeq and is a predicted model, not a curated record. The transcript has a single exon. Gene Ontology annotation, molecular function: RNA helicase activity; nucleic acid binding; ATP binding. The coding region runs from base 1 to 2505 and encodes 834 amino acids.
AUGCAGACUAAGCGCAAGAACGGCAGCCAAGCAGGCGGACCUGGCGCGGACGCGAAGAAGCGUCGGAAAGGCAAUGGCGGCGCCAAAGUCAAAGCGGGAGCUGCACCUGCGCCGGCGGCCAAACAACGCGUCGUCUCGAUCAACGAGCAGGCCUGGAAACCUGUCGAGGCACCAGCCGUCGACGGGUCUGAAGGCGUUGGCUUUGAUGGUUUCAUGGGCAUCGAAGAGCUGACCGGUUUUGACGUUGUUCGCAGCGGGAAUGGGCUCCAGUUUGUGACGACGGACCCGUACGACAGCGACCAACAGGCGGAUGCCAUAACCGACGAGGAAUUUGAGGGCUUUGACGACGAUGUGGCUAGAGAGGACGACGCAGAUACGUCCGAAACGAAGGGCAAGGCGCAAGAACAGAAGCCAAGAGACAAGACAAAGGACGACAAGGAAUCGAAUCAAAAAACCAAGAACGACUCCAGAGCCGACGCACAAGCCGACGCAAAAGACAAGAAGAACAAGAGGAAGGAGCAACAACAAAACGCAAAGAGCGCAGCAGCGGAGCCUAUCCCUGCAGGCGCCGAUGACGAACUGAGCAAAAGUGCCGGGUUUGCGUCGCUGGCCGACAUCGACAUGGACGCUCUUGAAGACAACGCCGACGUGGCUGCCUGGGUACCGCUCAAUCUGUCGCCGCCCAUCCUGUCUUGCCUGGCACGGCUCAAGUUCACCACGCCCACGGAUAUCCAAGCCGCCGCAAUCCCUGAGAUCCUCGCCGGCCACGACGUCAUCGGCAAAGCCUCGACUGGUUCCGGUAAAACGCUCGCGUUUUCCAUUCCCAUUGUGCAGCGGUGGAUCGCCCGCAACAACAGCCGCAAUGCCGCAAAGAAAAACAAGAAGACCAAGAACGCAGAAGGUGUAGACGGCAAGAAGAUGGCCCCGCUAGCGCUGAUCCUGACGCCUACGCGCGAACUGGCACACCAGAUCUACAAGCACAUCAAGGAGCUGUGUGGUGCUCUCCCCACCAGCCCGUACGUCUGUCCCGUGACGGGUGGAAUGUCUGUGCAGAAACAGCAGCGCGAGCUCGAGCGGGCCGACAUCGUCGUUGCGACACCGGGCCGUCUGUGGGACGUUCUGAACCUUGGCCCCGAGUUCCUGGCGGCCUUCCAAGGCAUUUCGUUCCUGGUCAUUGACGAGGCGGACCGGCUGCUGGCGGACGGCCACUUCAAGGAGGCCAAGGAGAUUGUUAACGCGCUCGAGCGGCACGAUACGCAGCAAGACGGCUACGAGGACGCACAAGGCAGUGAGGACGACGACGAUGAUGACGACGACGGGACGUCGGGCUCCACGAAGCGGCCUCGGCAGACGCUCGUCUUCUCGGCCACCUUCAACAAGGGCCUGCAACAGAAACUGGCUGGAAAGAGUCGAUUCGACCUGAUGGACGAGAGCCAGUCGAUGGAGCAUCUCCUGAAACAACUCAACUUCCGCGAGGACGUGCCCAAGUUUAUCGACGUGAACCCCGUAUCGCAAAUGGCCGGCCGUCUGCGCGAGCGCCUGCUGCAAUGUGACGCCAUGGAGAAGGACUUGUACCUCUAUGGGCUGCUGCUGCUCCUCGGCAAGAAGCGCACCAUCAUUUUCACCAACUCCAUCGACGCCGUGCGCCGCGUCACCCCCUUGCUGCAAAAGCUCGAGCUGCCGGCCGUCGCCUUGCACUCGACCAUGGCCCAGCAGGCGCGUCUGCGCGCACUCGAGCGCUUCAAGGCCUCAACGCACGCCCGCGGCUCCAUUCUCGUGGCCACGGACGUGGCGGCGCGCGGUCUCGACAUCCCCGGCGUCGACGCCGUGAUACACUACAAUGUGCCCCGUACGGCCGACUUUUACGUCCACCGCUCCGGCCGCACAGCCCGUGCCAACACGGCCGGUGUCAGCAUCCUCAUGUGCGGACCCAAGGAGGUCACGCCCACGCAGCGUCUCGUCGCCAAGAUUCAUGCCCGCGAUGCGGCCAAGAGCGAGCAGACGGCGGCGGCCGAUGGCGAGUCGACUGGCUCCAAGAGCGCCAAGAGGGCAAAGAAGAUGUCGUCCUUUAUCCGCACCGUCGACAUUGACCGCCGCAUCAUUGCCCAGCUGCGCGACCGCAUCGCCUGUGCCAAGAAGCUGGCCGACUCCAUGCUCGCCAAGGAGAUGCAAAACAAAGACGACAAGGCCCUGCAGGAGCUGGCCGACGGCUUAGAUCUGGACUACGACGAAGUCUUUGAGCGCACCAGCUCGGGGCCCAAGAAGUGGCGCAGCUCCAGCCGCAAGGAAGACCUCGACGCCCAGAUCCUCUCCAAGGCCUCCGUCAAGGCCGGCGCCCGCGAGCUCAAGGCGCUUCUGGCGAAACCCAUCAACAUGGGCGUCAGCGAGCGCUACCUGGCUGCCGGCGGCGUCAACAUGCGCGAGCUGAUGCGCAACGGGCCCGGCGAUUUCCUUGGACAUGUCGACUACCUAGGCCUGGACGACGAUGAAGACGAGGACGAGUAA